Molecule: messenger RNA, 1162 nt
Organism: Cetraspora pellucida
Lineage: Eukaryota; Fungi; Glomeromycota; Glomeromycetes; Diversisporales; Gigasporaceae
Source: the annotation of a GenBank genome assembly
AUGAGUUCUCUUCCAAAGUAUCUUUUCUUGUCAACAGCAAUAUUUUUCAAUUUGUUUAUUGUUGCAACAACAGGAUUUGUACCUCUUGGUCGUUGCUUUCAUAGUAGUGUUCUUAUUGGAACACAACUCUACUUUCUAGGUGGAAUAGGUUCUGAUGAAAUAUUCUAUUUGGAUGUUUCUUUACCUUUCGACUCUAAAAAACUUUUAUGGACUGAUUUAACGACAAAUUCACUUAUUCCUGUUAAUAGUGCGUUUGCAACAUCAUGUGUUGGAGGUCAAAAUAAUAAAACAAUUUUUUUAUUUGAGCAUCAUAAAAAAAAUGACGAUAAAUUAAAGUAUACAAUAACAUAUAAUUUUGAUACAAUAAAUCAAAAAUGGGAUAUACCAACAAUAAAAAAUCCUGAUCAGAUACCUCCAGUCAGACAAGGAAUUAAUGCUGCAUGUGAUCCUAAUGGUAAAAUGUACAUUUUUGGUGGACAUAAUCCACACAGACACUUCAAGAGAUCCCAUAAUGAUAUGUAUGUCUUAGACUCUUUAAAUUUAUCUUGGAAUCAGUAUCUGGCAUCUUUAUCCAUAAUUCAACCGACUGUUCGGUCGGAUUAUACUGCGACAAUUUUACAAAGCUCAAUUAUUGUCUAUAUCGGAGGAACAAAUGAUGUCUAUAAAUCUAAUGAAAUUGAUAUGAAUGACAUUUCAAUAUUUGAUACAAAUGCUGGGACUUGGACUUCUAUGAUCGCAGAUAAUGAUAAUGUAACGAUUCAAGCUCGUAGAUUUCAUACAGCUGUGUUAACAUCAGAUGGAUUAAUAAUUAUCUAUGGUGGCGCUUCCAAUAAUAAUUCUGAGGUUCCAAAACCAUUAUUAGCCGUGUUGGAUACAAAGCCAAAGAUUUACAAAUGGUAUAGAGCUGAAUUUUCAAGAGGAAAAUUUGAUGGAAAGAAUAAUCUUAAUGUCAAUGUUUAUAUACUUGAUGCAAAAAGUUUUUUAUGGGUUACAUCAACUUCUCAAAAUGCUUCAAACUCAACACCUUCAAAUGUGAACCCUUCAAACGAGACACCUUCAAGCACGAUAUCUUCAAGCACGAUACCUUCAACCUCAAUAUCUUCAACUAAUUCUACUUUAAUCAAUAAUACACCUGAUGUUAGAUUGGUUGCUGGCCUUUCUA